CUGCCCACGUAGCCCUCGCGCUGACGGGCAUCGAGCUGGGGCUGUGCCAGCGGGAACUGGGGAUGAGGGGGAAGACCCGCGAUGGAGCAUGGCGGGACGGGGACUAGCCUCAUCCUGCGCCUCUGUCAGCGUGGCCAUGGCUGCGGACCAGGAGCAACCCGGCACGCCGGUAAGGAGCAAUCCUGCCCAACCUGUUCCUCCAGGCUCGAGGCUCCGGCACUGGCUGCUGUUCCCAGCAGGAGCACUGGGCACCACGGAGUUUGGGACCCUGUGGUGGAGGGCAGGCAGGAGAGGAAGGGUGGCUGGCACAGCGGUGGGGAUGCUGACAGGACCCAGCCAUCCUGGCCCCAAACCAGGAGCGUGACCCGCCUCCUCCCUAGCACCCAUUUGCGGGGUCAGCUCAGUUUGGAGGGUGCUGGGUGCCAGGCUGAGGGUGCUCAGCACCCUGGUGUGCCCACGGAGGUGCAGCACCUCUGGCGCUCAGUCUUAAUUCACCCUCCCUGGAGUGGAUCCCUGGGCUGGAUCCUGGCACCGGCACAGCGCUGUGCCCCUGGGAUGCUUCUCCUCCUUUGGUGGUUUUCUUGUAAAACAGGGGCAGUGAUGGCUGGCAAGGGAGGCCGGGGAACAGGACAGACCCUCCGCGACUUCCUUCCACCAGGAAAUUCCUACCUUAAAAAAAAAAGCCCAUUUUUGUCCCUAAAUAUUGUAAAAAAACAAGAGGAGCAGCCCGAUGCCCUGUGGCACCCAGCCGUGGGACCGCGGGGGACCCCUCAGUGGGGGCCCUGUACCUGGCCGGUGCGGGGGGCCGGUUUUGGGGCUGGCCGGCCGAUGGGGUCAGCCCUGCCUUCCUGGAAGAUAGCCUUUGAAACUGCUCGGCAUUUCCUCAAAGGUUUCUCAGGGGAAAGUCCCCGCGGUGCCGUUCCCGUGGCCGGGGCUGCCGCACCGCCUGCCGCCUCCAUAAAACGUGGAGCAGGCAGCGGCAGGCAGCAGCAGGCACGGGCAGGCAGACACGGGGACGUUGAACCAUGGGCAACUGGCUGGUCAACCACUGGUUUUCGGCCGCAGUCCUCGCAGCCUGGCUGGGCAUCAACAUCUUCCUCUUCACGUACUACUUUCUGUUCUUUGACCGGGACGAGCGGUAUUUCUACACCAGGGCCAUCCUCGGGUCCGCCUUGGCGUGGGCACGAGCAUCGGCCAAAUGCCUCAACUUCAACAGCAUGCUGAUCCUGCUGCCCAUCUGCCGCAACCUCCUCUCCUUCCUCCGCGGGACCUGCUCGUGCUGCAGGCGGACGCUGCGGAAGCAGCUGGACCACAACCUCACCUUCCACAAGCUGGUGGCCUACGCGCUGGCCCUGCUCACAGCCGUGCACACCAUCGCCCACCUCUUCAACCUGGAGCGUUACAACCACAGCCGGCAAGCCACCGACGGCAGCCUCCCCGCCGUCCUCUCCAAGAUGCACCUGCAGGGCGGCAACAAGUGGCUGAACCCCAUCCACUCCAACCAGACGACCGUCGAGUACGUGGCCUUCACCACCAUCCCGGGGCUGACGGGAGUCAUCAUCACGCUGGCGCUCAUCCUCAUGGUCACGUCCUCCACCGAGUUCAUCCGCAGGAACUACUUCGAGGUCUUCUGGUACACGCACCACCUCUUCCUCAUCUACUUCGCCGGCCUCGUCAUCCACGGCAUCGCCGGACUGGUGCGCGGGCAGACGGAGGAGAGCAUGGAGGAGGUGCACCCUCAUCGCUGCGCCCAAUAUCUCACGCGCAAGGACGAGGACUGCAGCCACAACUGCUGCAAAGACCCCGAGUUCGGGAGCAUCCCUGCCGAGUCCUGGAAAUGGGUUCUGGCUCCCCUCAUCCUCUACACCUUCGAGCGGAUCCUCCGGGUCUGGCGUGCGCGGCAGAAGGUCGUUGUCACCAAGGUGGUCAUGCACCCUGCCCGAGUGCUGGAGCUGCAGAUGCAGAAGAAGGGCUUCCGCAUGGAGGUGGGACAGUACAUCUUCGUCAACUGCCCCGCCAUCUCCCUGCUGGAGUGGCAUCCCUUCACCCUCACCUCGGCGCCCGAGGAGGACUUCUUCUCCAUCCACGUCCGGGCAGCCGGUGACUGGACGGAGCGUCUCAUCGACACCUUUCAGCAGCACAAGACGGAGAUGCCCAGGAUCGAGGUGGAUGGCCCCUUUGGCACGGCCAGCGAAGACGUGUUCCAGUAUGAGGUGGCCAUGCUGGUGGGAGCGGGCAUCGGUGUCACCCCCUUCGCCUCCAUCCUGAAGUCCAUCUGGUACAAGUUCCAGCAGGCUGACCAGACCCUCAGGACCAAGAAGAUCUACUUCUACUGGCUCUGCCGGGACACGGGAGCCUUCGCCUGGUUCAAUGACCUGCUUGCCUCGCUGGAGCAGAAGAUGGCUGAGUCGGGCAAGGCGGACUUUCUCACCUACCGGCUCUUCCUCACUGGCUGGGACACCAGCAUCGCCAACAAUGUGGCGCUCCGCUUCGACACCGCUACGGACACGGUGACGGGCCUCAGGCACAAAACCAUCUUUGGGCGGCCCAUGUGGAACAGCGAGUUUGCAGCGGUGGCGGCAGCCCACCCCAGGUCAGUGGUCGGUGUGUUCCUCUGCGGGCCGGGGGCCUUGGCAAAGAGCCUGCAGAAGUCUUGCCACCAGCACUCCAGCCUGGACCCCAGGAAGGUCAAAUUCUACUUCAACAAGGAGAACUUCUAAGUGGCAGUCAGGCUGGGACCCCAGCGAGCAGGGGACUCUGCCGGUCUCGCCUCGCCGCCCAUGCCAGAGCAUGGCCAGGGAUAAGCGUCUGCCGAA
This is a messenger RNA of Harpia harpyja (harpy eagle), 2816 nucleotides long. RefSeq names its product NADPH oxidase 1 (gene NOX1). Gene Ontology annotation, cellular component: NADPH oxidase complex; plasma membrane. Gene Ontology annotation, biological process: defense response; superoxide anion generation. The record is from RefSeq and is a predicted model, not a curated record. Gene Ontology annotation, molecular function: superoxide-generating NAD(P)H oxidase activity. NCBI's taxonomy places the organism in Eukaryota, Metazoa, Chordata, Aves, Accipitriformes, Accipitridae.